Molecule: messenger RNA, 589 nt
Organism: Plectropomus leopardus (leopard coralgrouper)
Lineage: Eukaryota; Metazoa; Chordata; Actinopteri; Perciformes; Serranidae
Product: stefin-C-like
Cellular component (GO): cytosol
Molecular function (GO): cysteine-type endopeptidase inhibitor activity
Source: RefSeq, a predicted model, not a curated record
UAGGAACUAUUGAGACACAUCAAAAACUGGUUGACUUCUCUGCUGACUUCUACAGACCUUGUGACAAUGUCUAGCGUUCCUGGAAAGACUGAUUGGAGUGAGACGAAGGACGCCAAUGAGAACACUCAGGAUCUUUGUAAUCUGAUGAAGGGCGACGUGGAGAAAAUGACAGGCAAGAAAUAUACGCAAUUCAAAGCAGUGAAAUACCGGACUGGGCCUGGGCCAAGAGGAGAAAUCACCCUCAUCAAGGUUAAUGUUGGAGAGGACUACGAUCAUCUGAGUAUCUUUCAAGGAAUGCCAUUUCUCACUGAUGUUCCGCCACCAAAACUGCGCGGCGUCUUGCAGCACAGAUCCUUGGAUGACUCCCUCGUGCCUUUCACAAACUGAUGCAACCUGUUUCAGCAGUUAAAUAUUUACAGGCUGCAGUUUCAUAUUAAAAUACGCUGCCUGUUUAUUCUGAAAUGAUUGGACAUUGAAUCUGAAUAUAUCAACACAUAGAAAUACAUGUAUUUGGGUUGUGGGAUGCAGCAUGUAAAAUGCAGUACUUUCUGAAACAAUAAUAAAGACUAAAGUUUUAAACAAAGUCUCU